Molecule: messenger RNA, 798 nt
Organism: Linnemannia hyalina
Lineage: Eukaryota; Fungi; Mortierellomycota; Mortierellomycetes; Mortierellales; Mortierellaceae
Source: the annotation of a GenBank genome assembly
AUGUCAGAUUUUAUGCGUGGCCUCCAGGCUUUUGAGCGUCUCGUCAAGUCCGACGAAGGCAUCCGUGCAGGCUCUUGCGGCAAGUGUGGAGGAAGUGGCCAUUUGACGUACGAGUGCAGGAACCUGAUCAAGCUAGAUACACCCACAGCAAAGCCAAAGGGCAGCUCCCGUUUCGGAUUCCUCAGGAAACAGGUCCCAGGCGCCGCCUCCCCAACAGCAGCAUCUUCGCCAACAGCAGAAGCAGGAUCUGACAAGAAGGCGGCCGACUCGCGGUCGAACAAGGAUGAAAAGUCGUUAUCGCGUCACAAGAAAAAGAGACGAGGCAGUGGCAGUGAUAGUGAUUCCGCAUCGGAUGAUUCGGACUCUUCUUCAUCGUCUUCAGGAUCAGAUUCGGAGGAGGAGCGUAGACGAAGGAAGAGAAAGCACCGAUCAACCAAGGAAUCAUCUUCACGUCAUGGCAAAGACAGCGGCCGUCGAGACGACAAGGAUGGCCGGCAUCGCCGAUCCUCUCGUGAUCGUUCAAAGGACAGGAGUGGACGUAGUAGCCGUCAUGAACGCUCUUCCAGAUCAUCAUAUCGUCGUCGUAGUUCGACUUCUCGUUCACCCACCCGCUCUUCAAGACGUGACAAGGAGGCAUCCAAGAAGAGCAGGUCUGAUUCGCGCUCGCCAAGGACCUCUAGAGGACGAUCGCGCACUCCUCCACCGAUGCGUGCCCCAACUGCUCCAGUCCAACACCGACGCAAGGCGUGGGGCGGAUCAAGAUCAAAAUCGCGCUCUAGAUCUCCCUCGAGGCAAUGA